GGAGUAGCUAGGCUUAUUUACUUCACCUAAUUUAUUGUUCCUGCCAUACUCUACUGACUACACUACUCUUCUUCUAUCAAUUUCGUACCAAACCUGGCUUUGAUCCUUUACUCCCCCCACCACGCGCAAAAUUCAGCUCGAUCCCUGGACCCAAAACCCAGAUCCGCCUCAAUUCUUAUCUUCAACCCUCUUCUUUCUUUUUCACACAGAAAGAGUAAAACAAAAGUCCAUCGCAUCAGUGAUUGGACACCACAAGAAAAAAAAUGAGCAAAUCCCGAUCACCCUCUUGUCCUAUCUAUCUGUGCACGCGUUUCUAGUUUCUACUACACAAAUAGUUUCCAAAUGACCAAGUGUUUCAGCUUCACGGAGUAUAAGAACUGGUGCCAUCGAUCCGCUUUCACGAAAUGGGGACUCCAAUCCACCGUGACGGACCUCAAAGACGGCACCGUCAUGCACUGCUGGGUCCCCAAGGCCCGCAGAGAGAGCAAGCCCAACCUUCUCCUCAUCCACGGCCUCGGAGCCAACGCAUUAUGGCAGUGGGUCGAUGUCCUCCGCCACGUCAUCCCCUUCUUCAACGUCUACGUCCCCGACCUCGUCUUCUUCGGGGACUCGGUCACGACUCGGCCGGAACGAACCGAGUCGUUCCAAGCCCAGUGCGUGAUGCGGGUCAUGGAGGCCCACUCGGUGCGGAGGCUGAGCCUAGUGGGCCUCAGCUACGGCGGGUUCGUCGGGUACAGCAUAGCGUGGCAGUAUAAGGAGAUGGUGGAGAAAGUGGUUAUAUGCUGCGCCGGGGUGUGCAUGGAGGAGAAGGACCUGAGGGGAGGAGUUUUUAAGGUCUCCAACUUGGAGGAGGCGGCCAAGAUUUUGGUGCCGCAGACCCCCGAAAAGCUUAGGGAGUUGACUGGCUACACGUUUUUCAGGCCUCCUCCAGUGGGAUUGCUGCCCUCUUGCUUGCUCGCCGAUUUCAUUGACGCAAUGUGCACGGACUAUGUAGAGGAGAAGAGAGACUUGAUCCGAGCUAUUCCAAAAGAUCGAAAACUUUCAGACCUUCACAAAAUUCCGCAGCCCACGUUGAUAAUAUGGGGAGAGCAUGAUCAAGUAUUCCCAUUGGAACUGGCUUACAGAUUAAAAAGGCACUUGGGGGAUAAUGCUCACCUGGUAGUCAUCAAGAAUGCAGGACACGCCUUUAAUGUCGAGAAACCCAAGGAUUUCUGCAAGCACUUGACAUCCUUUCUGGUAGAUUUACCGGCGGCAGCAGCCUCCAUUAACCCCGCCCCCAAAGCAUCAAAGCCCCAACUGACUUAAACAUACAAGGGAGCAUAAACAAAGAUAUGUUAUUAACCUUUGGGAGUUCAUUCUAUGUCCGAGGGCUUGACGUGUAAUUUUUCACUUACAGUCAUGUAUUUUUGCUCUUAUUUUCCCGGAAAUAACUUUGUGACGCACUAAGCACAGGCAUUGGUCCUAUUGGAUA
Alnus glutinosa is the source of this 1471-nucleotide messenger RNA. RefSeq lists its product as uncharacterized. Lineage: Eukaryota; Viridiplantae; Streptophyta; Magnoliopsida; Fagales; Betulaceae. The transcript has 4 exons. The record is from RefSeq and is a predicted model, not a curated record. The coding region runs from base 343 to 1305 and encodes 320 amino acids. Gene Ontology annotation, molecular function: catalytic activity.